UUUGUUUUGUUUUACUAAUAAAAGUUUGAUUCUUUCCCAGAUUACUCUACAGUGCAUCUAAACCAGCUGUUGGAGAAGGCAGAGGUCAUUGCUGGGCGGAUGCUGCGCUUCUCUGUCUUCUACAGGAACCAGCAUAAAGAGUACUUCGAUCAUGCUAGGGAGGAGCAGGAGAACCGGAUGCUGCCAUCAGUGAAAGAUAACAGUGGCAGUCACGGCUCACCCAUCAGCGGCAAGCUGGAGGGAAUCUUCUUCAGCUGCAACACAGAGUUCAACACUGGAAAGCCUCCGCAGGACUCGCCCUAUGGUCGCCUUCGUUUUGAGGUCCAGGCAGACGCGCUCUUCAACCCCGACACCAAUCUCUACUUUGGAGACUUCUACUGCAUGUACACAGCCUACCACUACGUCAUCCUUGUUCUGGCUCCGAAGGGCUCCACGGGCGACGACUUCUGCAAGCAGAGGCUUCCUGCCCUCGACAUCGGAAACAACCGCUUCCUGACCUGCAAGCAGAAUGAAGAUGGCAGUCUGGUGUUUCACCACGCCCAGGAUGUCAUCUUGGAGGUGAUCUACACUGAGCCUGUGGACCUGGCUCUGGGCACGGUGGAGGAGAUCAGCGGGCACCAGCUGAUGAGUCUCUCCACAGUUAACGCCAAGAAAGACCCCAGCUGCAAGACCUGCAACAUAAGCGUGGGACGCUAAAAGAGGGGGUGAAUGUCCCAAAGGGGCGAGAAGACUUAAUUUAACUGACCCCAUCCACAAAAACAAAGGAAGGCCAUGUGAAUAUAAACACAUGCAUGAAGCAGCAGAUUUAAAAGGCCCAUUACUCUCCUCCAUAUCUGAAACCCUCAUUUCUCAAAGAUUAAAAGACAAAAAAGGGAAAGUUGAAACUCUUAAUCAUUAUCAUCUAAAUAAGGGUAAAAAAAAAUUAGAUCCUUCUAACAGUCAGCUGAUAUAUACAUCCUGACCAAACCCUUUAACUACAUUUAAAAAUGCUUCUUUUAAACUUUCUGCUUCUUUUAUCCACCUUAAAUGACCAAUCUUAGCCUCGGUGUUAAUGAUGCACUGUUUACUAGCAAUUUAGACUCUAAAUUGACUGUAUUUUCUGAUUAAUAUAGCAUUACAUCUGAAUCAUGAAGCUGAUUCAGACCUUUAUUAACCUCCUACUAGUGGCAUGGACCGGUACUACAGCUUUCUAGGGCUCCAAAACUCAUCAUCAGUUCAUUUAAAUUUCUUUCAUACCAAAGGAAUUAAAAACCAGACAUUAAAUCGCUGUGGGAUUUGAACCGUACUAAUGCAACAGUCUCUGAGUGUGUCUUUGGUGACCAACUGUGAGCAAUUUGUUAACUUUGAAGAAAAAAAAAAAAAGAAAAAGCAUGAUGCAAUUUUGUGCAGCAUGAGUGUUAAAGCUGCCAGCACCUUUAUCAUAGAAACUUUCUCCGCAACAUUCGCCCUUAUUUCAUCAUCAGUGAAAAAAAAGUAGAGCCAUGAAAUGUGUUUUUUGCAGAGGAAAUGUGAAAAAAUAUUUAUUUUUUAUCAAUGCACUCAUAUACAUUUAUAUAUAUAUAAUUAUAUUCAUAUAUAUAUAGAUAGAUGGAUAUAGAUACAUAGAAAAAUAUAUAAACCAGAAGUGCACAAUUUCAGAAGCCCAUAUCCUUGUUAAA
Cyprinodon variegatus (sheepshead minnow) is the source of this 1658-nucleotide messenger RNA. Its product is annotated as phytanoyl-CoA hydroxylase-interacting protein-like. Lineage: Eukaryota; Metazoa; Chordata; Actinopteri; Cyprinodontiformes; Cyprinodontidae. Gene Ontology annotation, cellular component: cytoplasm. The transcript is spliced from 2 exons. The coding region runs from base 100 to 696 and encodes 198 amino acids. The record is from RefSeq and is a predicted model, not a curated record.